ACAGACCAUACAAAAUAUCAAACCAUAAUAAUGAUAUUGGCACCGGAUCUGAUACGAAUUCCCAAAACUCGGAAUUCAGUAGGAACAAAUCGAAGUCAAAACGCCUAAGCUCGAAAUUCAGUAGGAACACAUCGAAUUCAGAAUUCCUAAGCUCGAGAUCCAGUAGGAAGAUAUCUGUGUCAAAAUCUCAAAAUCAAUUAUCCUCGAAACGUUUCCUGAACCUACUUGCAUUAAUGGAUGAAAAUUAA
This is a messenger RNA of Funneliformis caledonium, 248 nucleotides long. The record is from the annotation of a GenBank genome assembly. Lineage: Eukaryota; Fungi; Glomeromycota; Glomeromycetes; Glomerales; Glomeraceae.